Messenger RNA from Saitoella complicata NRRL Y-17804, 498 nucleotides. RefSeq names its product ubiquitin-conjugating enzyme. Gene Ontology annotation, biological process: protein polyubiquitination; proteasome-mediated ubiquitin-dependent protein catabolic process. The record is from RefSeq and is a predicted model, not a curated record. The transcript is spliced from 4 exons. The coding region runs from base 1 to 498 and encodes 165 amino acids. Gene Ontology annotation, molecular function: ubiquitin conjugating enzyme activity. Lineage: Eukaryota; Fungi; Ascomycota; Saitoellomycetes; Saitoellales; Saitoellaceae. Gene Ontology annotation, cellular component: nucleus.
AUGGCAUCAGGCAGCAGAACACGCCGUGUUAUGAAGGAGAUUGACGACUGUCUCAAGGACAAGACCUCCGGUGUCGAGGUCGAGACUGUCGGUUCAGAUAUUUCUCAUCUCAAGGGACGCUUUAGGGGUCCUUCCGGCACUCCAUACGAGGGCGGUACCUUCCAGGUCGACAUCAAGAUUCCUACAGAAUACCCCUUCCGCCCUCCUCGAAUGAACUUUGAUACCAAAGUCUACCAUCCAAAUGUCUCCUCGCAGACGGGAGCUAUUUGUCUUGAUAUCUUGAAAGACCAAUGGUCGCCAGUGCUUACUCUCAAGUCGGCACUUAUCUCUUUACAGUCAUUGCUGUGCUCGCCUGAGCCCAAUGAUCCUCAGGAUGCUGAAGUGGCCCGACACUACCUCAGCAACCGCGCUGGAUUCGAUGAGACUGCGAAAUACUGGACCAAGACCUACGCCAGCGGGACUGGCGCGGUCGGCAAGGAAGACAUGAUUUCGAUGUAA